UAGAAACUAUCUCUCUUCCCCUUUCCUUGCCCGUUCGGCGCCAGUGAUGGGCUAAUUCCAACUAUGACUUGGCGGAAGUAACUACGUUGUAACAAACUCCAUGAGUAAGCAGGAAAUAUUCUACAUUCUACACACACAACGCGUUCAUCAGGCGGAUGAGUCUGCUAAAAAUGGCAAAAAUAUACAACCUAGCCAACGAAGUUUUGGCCAGUAUUUUUAAGCAUCUAAAAGGCUUGGACCUUGGGACGGUGGCGAAAACUUGUCAAAGGUUUCGGAGUGCGGCGUAUAUCGACCAAAUAUGGCAACAUCUUUGUGAAAGAGGUAAACAUCUGUCUCUUUUAUGGGUUAAAGAGGAAAGUGGUUAGGUUUAUACGAAGCUACGUUAACGGUUAUAGUGAAAGGUCGGGCCAAUCUCAAAUCCAAAAUUGUUACAUUUAGUGGUUCUUUAAUGGAACAUUAUUAAGGAAGAAUUUUAUUUAAUAACAUAUUUUCAAGUAUUCUGUGAAAUACUCCUUUAGGUUUGUAUUUAUUUAAAAUCUUUCUUGUGGGUAAUUCUCACUAUAUACUUUAACACGCAGACUAAAAGGUUUUUAUUAUUAUUAUUAUUAAUUUCUUGCCUUUAUUUACAAGAAACAGCUGUCACUCAAACCCGAAAAUUUAAACAUUUUCGCUAGAAUCGUUUUCUAGAAGGCUUUCUAUCCAGUAGUUUGAACGUAACUGUCCAAUUUAACUCAAUAGCAAUACAAGAUGAACAACAAAUACAAUGCUGUAGCAUGAAUAAUAACAAAAUGAGAUGAUAUACUCUUUUGGAGUCCUUCCUAACAUUCUGCUUUUAGAAUGGUUUCAGCGUAAUACGCUUUCUCUAGACGAUUGCUUAAAAUGAGCUCACCACCUGCAGUAUCCAUUGGCAAGAAACUUUCCAUCAAUAAAAAAAUUUGCAAAAAUUUGUAUUCCAGAAUGUCAUCUUAAAAGUUCAAAGGAGAAACUAUAUUUUGCUUCAUACAGCAAUAUCAAGCUGUUGUAUUAUUUGACUGUCUUUCUUUCAGUUUCAUUUUUUGUUUUAGCUUUUAGUUUCUUUGGACUUGUACAAGAUUAUAUGCAUUAAUUUAGUAAAGUGAGAACAUUUCCACAUUUUUCUGAGUUAAACCAUUACACAUGGUAGAAGUUUAUAAGUCCUUUAAUUAAUUAGGCUGAUUAAAUUAUGAUACAAUGAAUUCAACUAUUACAUCAUUGCCUCCAUUCUAAUUUCUGUAUUUCCACUGUAUAUGAUUCCCACCCUACAAAUUGCUCAUUAAGGGAACUGCAUAUCUAACUUACAAAAGUAUUCUAUUCAUGAGAAAAGUACUGGUAUUAACUCUUUAAACCCUGACAGUGACCAGCAUCUAAUUAUAAAGGAACUGCAUUUCUCAGUGAAAAAGGUAUUCUAUUCACGAGAAGAGUACUGCUAUUAACCCUUUAAACCUUGACAGUGACCAGCAUCUAAUAGUACUGAUGAAUCAUUCAUCAAGAUUAUUAGAAUAAAGGAUAUGAUUGCCAACCCAGGAAGUUUUGAUUGUUCAAUGAAUUUCCCUUCUCAGUACAAAGGGAAAUAUUUAUAGAAAAGAAUAUGGAGAAAAUAGAUACUGAUGUAAAGGUGAUAAGGGUAAAACCGGUCAUCAUGCACGAAAAAAAAAAUAAGAAAAACGUUAGUCAUAUUAACCCUUGAUUAAAAGCCUUGAUAAUAAUAAUAAUAACUUUAUAAUAAUAACUUUAUUCAUGUGUCAAUUAUAAAAAAUAGCAGUAAUGAAACCACUAAGUAAGGACACAACAAAAUAGUUUAAAUAAAAUAGUAAAUAGCUAAAAUAUUGAUAUUCGAAUAAAUUACAUGUAAGAUAUGUAGUCAGAUUCUAUCUCUAAAAACUAGCUCACUCUCUCUACUACUCUCUAAUAAAUAGCUAAAUAUUAAUAUAAGAAUAAUUUACAUGUACAAUAAGUAAAUCUCUCUCUAAAACCCGCUCACUCUCUCUACCCACACACUCUCGAUUGUAAUUCAUCCAUUCGCAAUAUAAAUAAUUAAUUAAAUUAUGUUAAUAAUUAAAUGAGACUGAAAAUUUGCGGUCAGCAGAAUUAGGCCAGGGCACCUUGAUUCCCAGACGAUUUUCAAAAACAUUCUAAUAAAUUAUGAUAUAUCUAGAUUAUGGAGUAUCAUCCCUUGAUCAGUGGAAUGUCUCAUCAUUUAGAGAACUUUACAUCAUUGGUAAGUAACCUGUAUGAUUUUGAAUCUGUUCAUUUAUGGUAGAACAUAUUUCCAUUGUUGCUUUACACUACCUUUCCAAUUUGGAAGCUGUGACACACUACAGUGGAAACAAAUAGAUGACUCAGGUUGCUACUGGUCAACUGAUUGUUAGCAUCCCUUUUCUUGCCAUUAAAUUUUAUUUUCCCUUUUUGAGGUGGGGGGUUUCUGCCGUACACUGUGCUUUUUCUUGAUAGCAGUGCAGGGGUUUCAAUAAUGUUUUCAAUAUUAAACAGCUGUUGAUGAUGUAAUAGGCAUCUGUUAGUAAAAGUCCCCAACAUGAGCCUGCUGGCAGUCUUGGCAGACCAAACAGACAGCGCUAAGAGGUCUUAUAGAUGUUGGUAGAUCACUGGUAACAGGCUUUUAUUGAAAUCCUUGGCAAUAUUAUUAUAUUUUAAACGAUUUUUUCACCCUAGAAAAUUGCCUUUUAUCAGAGGUAAAUAUUGAAAUAAUACUCUUUUAAGAUAGACAAACUCUAAGUACCAAGGUUAAGGGUGAUGAUUACCUAUUCUCUGUCAUUCACAUGCUGCAAAUGAGGAAGAAAAAUCAUUAUUUUUCAUGAUUCCUACCUGUGACAAAGCACCUUAUGUUGUUAAUGAGGUAUAAGAUAACACUUACAUUCAUUACAGCUUGAAAUUUUGUGAUGUAAUAAUGAAAAAUAUUAAUCUUCUUGCUUUGUAAAUUGUCAUUAAUUUUUACAGUGUUGCACAAGUAUGGCUGUUUACUUGGUGUUUGGAAGUGCAAUAUAAAUCCAUAUGGUGGCUUGGUUCAUAUUAAGGUAAGGUUGUCUUUUUUCCCUUCCUUUUAAAAAGAUGGAUCACACAAAUGGUAGGUUACUUUUGCUUAACACUGACCCAGUCUUGGCAAGCAAGCAAAUGAUUCGUCAAGUAUGUAGAUGUUGAAAAAUGAAGACUAAAUUGAUGCUACGAGAAAUGGGAAUGACUGCAAUCCUGCCAUCAGUUAAUGCGUUGUCAGUGGUCUACAUGUAUGUCGGCCAGAUGAUGUUGAGUAAGUUUGUUACUUCUCAAACAUCUCAAACUGUAAAUGGGAUUUUCCUGAGAUUGCCAAGCAUCUCACAUUAAACAAAUAGUUAUAACACAGUACCCUGCUGGAGAUGCUAUCAGAUCCAAAGCUGAUAAACAAAGCUAUCAAAAAAGAAGCAACCAGUGGUCGUUCAUUCAUCAACUUCAGCUGGUUUAGAAACUGUUGCCCUUGGGAGGCAAAAGAACUCCUUUCAAAAGAGCUGCCCUACAGGCUCUUUAGGAGCCACCAAAUAUGAAAAAAGUCAUUGUUAAUGUGAAUGAUGUUACAUCUGCAGACAGUACUUCCUCUGAUGCUUUAAGGAAGUAUUUCAUACCCAAGUUUCUUUUUAUAGUGUACGAAUGGAAUCAAGUACCGUAAUUUCCGUCCAUUUACCCACACGGCAGAUUACCUGCAUCGGUAAAUUUUUGCAAUAACGAGAAAAAAAUUUCAAUAGAUUACCCGCACUGGCAGAUAACCCGCGCCCAACAAAAAGAAAAGAAAAGAAAAGAAAAUCGUCGUCUCCCACAAAGUCCCUUCAUUGUUUUUGUUGACACGAUAUCAUUUAGCGUACAAUUAAUAAACUUUCACAUUUUUUGCCUUCGCUCUUUCACUGAAAAUGAUGCCACUUGUAAAAAUCUGUUCUCAAAAAAAAUUGAUAUCUCGAAAUCUACCAAGUCGAAGAAAUCGCUUGAAACGGAAAAUACUCUUUUAACUUAAGGGAGUGCCAGCUAAGAAAAUUCCACUGAUGCGUCGAAUAUUCUGUCUCGUCAUUAAUUAUGCGGCGCCGCGAAAUGAACAUGUCAGCAUUAUUUUCCGUGUGAAUUGCACCGAAGCCAGCUUUUUCACAAUUAAAUUCUUUUAUUUCCAAGUUUACUACCUGUGUAAGUGAGAAAUGUAAACUAGGCCGGAAGCUUUAGAAGUUAUCGUAUUACUCGCACCUUUCUCAGUAAAACCCACACCAACAACUGUUUGUGGAAAAAUUUUAAAAACAGAUUACCCGCGGGUAAUCGGCCGGAAAUUACGGUAAUGAUCUGUGAGAGUAGGUACUUCAAAUAUUUUCAGUAUUGUAGGGAAUAUUUACGGAAAGAAAUAUUGAACAAACUUAAGCAAUUUUUUUUUUCGUUCGAGGCAUAAUACGUAGACAUAGCUCACUAUAAUUCCCUCUUUCCUCAGUGAAUAUUGCUGUUUAUUCUUUGUCAUUAUUGUUGGUAUUUCUGGGCUAUUUUUCAAUAUGGCAUGUCUGAUAUGUCACAAAUCUGUUGGGCUAGAAGAACACAGUAUGCAAACUCAUAGUGUGACAGCCCCUUUAUAAAAUUAAUAAUUGAUGUAAAAUGUGUUUAACACUGCAUUAUGCUUUACGGGUCGUAUUGGAAUGACUGACCACAUGUCUCUGUUGACAGGUUUAUCCAGGUAAGAUUGAGGCCGUCGAUUGUCGUGCACCGUUUGACCCUGAUAUAAAAAGGCCUCUAAGACCCAAGGUUAUGUUUGAUAUAAAAGUACAUGAUGGAAAAGCUGCUGUCAUGUGCCACAGUGAUUGGGAUAAUGGGUCACACAGUGGAAACCUAAUGGUAAGUUCAGAAUUUCCUCCUCCUCCUCCCCCCACCCCCCCUCACUCAUACCUCUGUACCUUACAGAAGUUCACUUUGUUAACUUAUCAUUUCAUAUAUCAUUUUGUGAUUUGUACAGAUAGAAGAAACUGGAGAGGGGAAAGUACCUCAGUUUCAUUUGAAGUGCGACAGCUGGUCAAAUCAUGAAAUACCAUCAGACAGGGAAGAGGUUUGUUGAAGAAAAAACUUAUUCAUUCUUCCCUUCUUUCCUUCCCUUGUUCCUUUGUCCUUUUCUCCUUUGUCUCCAGCGUACCUUCCUUACCUUUUGUAUAUAACAUAAUUAUAUCCCUUUCGCGCGUGUAACGAGCAUGAAUACCAGAGCGCUUAAUGAACUUAUCGCGCAGGUAUUGCGGAGCGAGGUCAUUCAGACAUUUGUUUGUUAUUACUACGUCCUUAUAUAGUAGUAAUUGCUUCACGGGUAAAGGAGUUACGUGGUCGAAUUUCUUAGAGUUCGUAAUUAUCUGGCUGGCAAAGUUUUGGAUUGACUGUAGCUUACUGACAUUUCCAGCUGAUGUGAUUGACCACACGGUGGAACAAUAUAACAUUUUACUAAAAACUAAUGAUGCUAUUAGUAAUUUUAAAGUUUCUUUGAUAAAGCUCUUCUCAACACGAAAGCAGGACGAGACUACAUGUGUGAUGUGGUAAUCGUAAGUUAAGUGGGGGUCCAGAGUGACUCCCAAGUCCUUGGCUGAAGUAGCUGGUUGUAGUAUCCAACCAAGGAAGGACACUUGGGGAACUUCUGAUAUCCUUCUCAUCAACUGAGAAGGAUAUCAUGCCUAGUUCCGAUAAAGAGGAGCUUGGUCUUGCUUGGAUUUAUCAGUAAGUUGUUUGCACAACAUCAUUGGGCCACGUUGCGCAGGUCUUGUUCAAGCAUCUCAAUCGCCGGUUGAGUCAAUCUCAGCCAACGGGAAUGACAGGAGUACUUGCGAGUCAUCCACGUAUAACUCCAGGCUGCAAGUAUUAGGAGCCGAGGGCAGAUCGUUGAGGUAGAUGCAGAAAAGCAAAGGUGAUUACGCCUUGUGGGACUCCGUGUGUUAUUGGCAGGGGUUCCGAAAGAGUGGAAUCAAUUCGGACAGAUUGAGAGCGCCCCUGAUAGAUAGUUCUUGAACCAAUUUACGGUUGAAGGUGAUUCUCCUACUCUGGAGAGCUUUUGGUGUUGAAUGCUGUCAAAAGCUUUUGAGAGGUCUGAUAGGACGAGAGCGGAGAGCUUCUUCCUAUCCAUAGCCAUUCUAAGAUGCGGUCUGUGAGGUAGAUGUUCAGAGUCUCAGCGGAGUGGGCCUUUUUGUGUCCACUCUGGUGGACUGUUAACCUGUUGUAGUUAAGGAGGUAAGUAGUGAUUUGACUAAGAACGAUUUUCUCGCAAACCUUAGACGCGACGGUUAACAGUGAUAGUGGUCUGUUAUUGGCGGCCUCUUCAUAAUCUCCGUCUUUAAGAAUAGGUAUCACCUCCGCUUCUUUCCACUUAUUUGGAAAUAUAAUAGAAAGAAUGGAGCAAUUUAUGAUCUCAGUCAGAGUGCCUAAGAUGACGGGUAGACAGUCCUUGAUUGUGUGCGCACUCACUUUAUCUGGACCAGGCGCUUUGUUAAGUGGCAGAGACUUGGCUUUCUUCCUCACAUGUCACGGUCCUGAGAUUAAAAGGUUCGUUGAUGGGAGGGAGGUCGACACUGAUCUCCUCGGGGAUCGCUAUACUGCUUUUCUUGGCUAGGUGCAAAGAGAUCUCUGCGGCAUUUCUACCGAUAGCUGCAAAAAACUGGCUGAAUUAAUUUGUUACGGAUUUCAUAUCUUUUGAAUAAAUUUGCCUUUCGUUGAUUUUGAAAGGGAGAGCGCGAUUAUCAUCCAGAGAGAACCAGGAUUUUUCUGAAGCAAUCUCACUUCUUCGAAUGUGUGGUUUCUCUCAGCUACAAGAAGGGUUUUCUUAACCAAGUUGCGCGAUUCUUUAAAAUUAGCUCAGUCAACGGCGUUCCGUGUUUGAUGAAAUCGUGUGAGGAAGCCAACUCUAGAUUUCAUGAGAUCCUUGAUUUCCUGGUGGGCAAAACGACAGGGUCUGCUACGAAUCUUAAUAGAUUUCAUGGGAGCAUGGAUGUCUAGAGCGGGCUGAAGAGUAUCAUUAAAUGUAUUGAGCGUGGUGCCCACGUAGCUAGCAUCAAAAAUUGUUAGAAGGCCAUCGGCCUGGUCGGCUAGGUCUACCAUAAAGAGGCUCCCCCACCCCUUUUAUGAAGGCGGUUCAAUGUGAAUAACUUGUAUCCCUCCAUUUGGAACUCGAGGGUUGGGACGGUAGUUUUUAGCCAAGUUUCAGAGAAUGUGAUGAUAUCAGUUUUCCUUUCUGAAGCAAGAAGCCGUAGCUCUUACAAGUGAGCGCGAUUUUUGAGCGAUCUUAUUUUCAGGUGGGCGAUUUCAAGCCCGGCGUUACUAGAAUUUGACGCUCCAUUUGGCUGACUUGGCUUGUUGUUGUCAAUUCGCUUCACUGAGCACAGAUUAUGCAGGUUUACUCCUCUAGCACUCGUCUUUGGACAAGUAAUAUUUCGGUUUCCUGACCGAGUGGCGAUGUUAUGCGUGCGAUUUCGAACAACGUGACCAGAUCGACCUCUUCGGGUUCUCAAUAUAUCCAUACUCUUUAUCUUUCGGAAGAGGUCGUCUGAGAUAGGACGUCUUGACGUCAAGUGUGACAAUUCAGAUCUUGAAUAUUUAAUUAGAUUGAGAGAGCGACUGUGCAGAUUCUGCAAGCGAUUAUUCGGGUAGCGUCUAGCAGCGUUUCCUGCUCUUUUCGGACCUGGGUUUCUUGGGAUAUCUAAGUGUAUCGUGAGAUCUGUCUUAACUAGACAGCUUGGAAGAACCAGAACAGUUAGUCCAUACUUACUGUGCUUUGUUAUCGCUUUUGAAAGUCUGAAGACUGAACUCACUUGUACACGCUUAAGGACCGUCCUGGAGUCGCUUAUGACUCUACCUAUGACUCCCCCAAAGUUUGCAUGACUGCCCAACACUCUAUCAAUCCCACUUGGGCUAAAGAUUAAGAUAUGUAAACUUGGAAAAGUCUUUUAUUCCUUAGAUAUAAAUUUCUUGAUAAAAUGUGAUAAUUUUAAUAAUUCUUGUAAUCUAAAAAAAAUGGUUAUUUAUGUUAUUUUCAGGGUAUGGGUUUUUUAAGAAAGUGGCUGAAAGAGGAAUACAAUAACGAAGAACUGCUGUUUUUCCAGCCUCACAUGGUGCAACUAGUUCUUAUGAAAUAUGUGACUAUGCACUCUUUACACAAGUAAGCAGUACGCCGUAUUUAUUUAUCGAUUAGUCAUAGAAAAUAUGAUAAGUUAUAGCAGAGUUUUUUACUAUUUGGCUGGAUAUAAAGGCUAUUUUGUAGCUCUUUGAUCUGAUGUGGCGUUUUACAUAUUGGUUGCACUGAAAAGGUUAACUUCAGUCCUCAAAGGAAUGAAUGAAUGUUGACGGUGAGUGGUGCAUGGUUGGCACUCUCGACUUUUCUUCUUAAAUCUAGUUCUGAACAUUUUAUCUAAGUAUGUUAGACAUGGCUCCAUGACAUCAACUUCCAGUCAUCUAUACGAUUUUUGGGGCAAAAACAGGGAAUCUAACUGAAGGAAUUGUUGGGUCAGGGGUUGAUAACAAAGGAAGCAUUUCCGUCACCAAAGGACUCCCUCCCCCCACUUAACCCCACUCCCUUCCGAACUAAUUCUCAGUAUAUUUAUUUCUAUGGGUUAAUCUCCCUCGACACAGUCCCUACAGCCCUCUUUUUGAUUCGUUAAACAAGAAUUGCGGGUCUCUUUAUUACAAACGUAGGUAUGAAAACAUAAGUAUAAUGGCGUUUCUUUCUUUUCAACCGUUAUAGAAAGCCACUUACAUUUGAAGCUCUGGACUUCCAACAAUGUAACAGAGACAACCCUUUCUUGACUCCCGGUGUUUUCAAGGUACUCAAACAUAUUAACUGGCUAAGUGUUCUUUUAUACGCGGUUUGAUUCGUCGAAAGUUAAAUCUAUUGGAAGUUAACGCUUCGGCACCUUGUGGACGCAAACGCGGUGGAUUUUUGUGUGCUGAUACUUCAGGGUAGAGCUGAUAUGUGGGAAGGGAAUGAAAAAAACAUAAAAAAGAAAUGAUAUGUAUCUACUACCUUUGAAUUUUUUCCUAGAUAGAGGAAUGAGAGGGGGUGCCUUGUAACUUGAAGUUUCGGACGAAGGAAUUACUUCACAAUCAAAUGAACAAAGCAAAUGAACAAAGCAAAAAGAACGUUUGCAGUAACUAUGUUGAUUCAGAGUCUGUUGCAAUAGGCAUGCGUAUUACCGUUGAACGCUGGCCGCACUGAUUGGCUGCUUAAAGCCGAUCAAAGGAGUCCAUAGUGAACACGGCCAAUCAGAACAAGGGUAAAAAUAACGAUGAGUCAGAAAGUAAACAAACUAAUUUAGGCGCGGGAAAGCGCGUGUUACCAAGACGCCAUAGGUUCAAGUUUUGUAUCUGUAGAGCUGAGAAGGUGGCGCCAGCUUUCUGGAUUAAUUACAGAGCAUAGCCAAGCAGUUCUAGUGGAAUCCCGAAUUAAUUUCGAUAUUCAAUUAAAAACUUCUCUGUAGAAACUACUGAUGACGACUUGCGUUCAUUUGUUACAGGGUACUUACAGCAGUCAUGGGGUGGAAAUGGUCAUGAUUACAAUCGAGGAUCAAAGAAUAGUAGCGACAAAGUUAACGGUACGUGAACGAGUUUUAGACAAUCAUGCACUAAGUCGCGUUUCCGCCUUUUUUGUUGGCAUACUCUUUAACUAAGCCAUGGAAGAGUCUUACUGUAUUACCAUGUUAAACACGCGUUAGCAAACACUCUGUCAGAUAAUUAGGACUCCAUGGUCAAACUUAAGAAAUGGCUCAGUGACUCGCCACUUUCAUAAUGACGCCAUUUACCACGGAGGUGAGUAAAUGAAACUACUGGGCGUCAAGGGUUUUGUCCAACAAAUUAAAACAACAGUGAUCGAAUGAAAAAUUGCACAAAUGCUUCUGUUCGUGUGGAGUCUGAAAGUGUGUUGAGGUGAGGUCGAAUUGCCCAAGAAUGGAGGAGAUGAAAGCGGAACUUGGGAGAUUUGGAUCACACGACAUGAUGGACAUGAUGGACAUGAUGUGGCAUUGUUCCUUCAGUAAGAAAAAGUGUUGGGAUCAUUUUGACAGAAAAUUUCAGGAAGAUGCUAACCGUGUCCUUACUUGCCCUUACAUAGGGAGACGUUAAUGUCCCAACAGGGGGUAGAACUGUGGUAACCCUUUUCUUAUUUACCUACCCACAGGGGGACCCUAAUGUCCCAGCAGGGCAGGUGACAUUUGAUGUUGACCUCAGUAGGCCUGUGACUGAUGACGCUCAACCAUCAGCAGCAGCAGGAAGUGGCCAGGCACAGGAGUUCCAGAUACCGCCAGCUUAUGAAGCGCGAUACACAGACUACCCGCACACUUACCUUGCAAGGUCAGUUUUCAUUUGUCACAUCAACUUGCCUUUUCAGUUGGUAUAAAUUCCAUUAUUUCUCAGUCCAACUGACUGCACCUUGCAAAUUAUCCUUUACGAUUUACACGAUCAAACGCCGCCCUCGAUUUAAAGCCCUAGAUAGAAGCAAAAUUACCAAUAAACACCGCAACCAAUUUGAAGAAGGCAGUGUUUAUUCAGGAUUAUCAAGGACGGUUCAACUCAGUAUAUUUCCUCAUACUUGGAGUUUCUUUUUUUAAAAAGCAAGACAUUGGAACUUAAAACAAGUUUUUCAUCAUUUGAUGUCUACAAAUGAUUUGCCAAAAUUUCUUGUUGUCGAGAAAACGCCGCGUGUGAAUAAAAGCUGCUAUGGUCUCCUUCCGUUCCGUGGACGAAGAAAUGCUUUAUUUCCGUUUCCACCUGUUUUCUUCUUUUUCGCUGUGAAAACCUCGAUGAUGAAGACGACCUUAUGUCUAAAUUUUGUAUCCGCUUUACAUACGUCAGAUUUUGCAUCAUGCUAUCAAAUGGCGUACAGACAUAACAGUGUUCCUCCCAUGCAGUCAAAAGGCAGCUGCGACAAUACUUCUAAGUACAUGAAAAUCAUGUGUGGCUUUUAGUUUUUUAUUUAUUAAUUUUUUUUACACGUAGCUGGUAGUUGAAGGCUACAUAUCCGCAUAGUCGGUGCCUUAUGUGCAAUUUUUAUCCCGAAGCCUUUCUAGGAUGGAUAGCUUAAAGCCACUUGUAUGCAUCCUGUCUUAAACUGUCUUCCAGUUAUUACGAUAACCCGUUUAACCUUUUGGCUGUAGAUAUCAUGGCAAAGGACAGAUUGCCAGUCAUGGGUUUGUAUCUCCUCAGUGGACCCCAGGCCACUUUGUGCUGUUUAAUGACGACAUGUUUGGUUUUCUUUGGAUUGAACUGAUGGCUUUUAGUGUGUACAGCCGAACAACCGAGCCUUUCUUGAGAUAAAAGGACUGGAAAACGACAUUAUCCUUGCAAAACCGUUCAUCCAGCUUCUUCCCGUUUGUUUUAUAUAACUCCCUUGAUAUCCAACCAGGAAAUCUCUGAAUCGAGGCUACCGCUGUCUGAUUCGUGAUCAUUAGGGUUUGUAUUUUUCCUUUGCAGUUUUAUGAUUCAUUUUUCGUAUUUAAUAGAGUUAAGUGCACUACAUUUUCAGAGGAUUAAGACAGCCUCAGUUUUCGCGCCUUUGAUUGUAAGGGUAGCGUGAAUCGUUUAUUAUUUCUUGACUAUUUACAGCUAAAUAACAAUGAAAGUCAUGCAGAACAGAGUACAAAAUAAGACGAGGAAUAGUGUUUUGCAUAAGAUCGGCUUUCUCUGACGAUAAUGUUAAUAUGUAAAAAUGAAACAAACGCAUUCAAGUUCUAUAAUUUACGAUAGCGAUAGAGGAGAAGUAAAAUAUAGCAUGUGAAGUUCUGCACUGUAAAACCGUGCAGUUAAGUAGAAGUGUUAAAGGCAUUCCGAUCUUGUCUUGAUAGUGUCAAUACAAGAUUAGAGGCAAUUCAAGGAACCUAUCAAACAAAGGCACAUUGUGGUAGCUUCUAUUGAAUCCGAAUUCGUACCUUAUUCACAUUCGUACAUUUUGAGUAAUCUUUCUGUUCUUGAACAAACAAAUGGACUGAAAAUAAUACCUUGAAAUGGAAGAAUCAACCGUAGGGAAUGAGUCAAUUUAUGACGAAAACCUAAGUUAUGUACUGUCAUUCUCCACAAAAGCAUUCCCCAGCAGCCUGUGACAGGGAAUAAAUGAGACCUGGACAUAAGUCGUAGUAUUUCAGACAGUAAAGCGUUUUGACUUUUGGGCUAGAAUUGGAAACAACACUUAAAAUUUUAUUUAUGCGCAAUUCAUAGUUAUUUUCCCUGAUUUUUAUUUUUCUAUUUGGUGAUUGAUCCAGUCAGCCACCAAUUUUGACCAUUUAAACUUCGUGCUAGCUUUUUGUUAGCAACAAAUCUCCUGAGGUGUUUGUAAUCAAAUAACCAGAAUGUAGUAAAAUAUGAUACGAGUGGAUGUUACUUUUCAAUUGUAUAUGUCUCGAACGAAAGUAGUUACAUAUUAGUAGUGUGCGGUUCGUUUGAAGUAUGUUCCGCGCACGAGCCCACUGCAUUAACUCUUUCUGCCGAGCUCAUCUGACUUUCCAUUUUGAAAAAGCUUCGAUCAAACACCGUGGCAAGCAAUCGGCUUUAGCAGCUUUGAUAAUGAGGUCUAAUACUAACAAACCAACUUUUACUUAAAACAAAGUAGUAAUAAUAAAAACGGCCUCGUUGAACUGUUGCAAUGUUUUUCACUACGCAUACAUCCCUGGGAACACACAACAUAGCGGUCUAUUGAAGGCGAGUAAAGUGCGAUUAGUUACGUGUAAGCAAGAGGCGACUUUUGGUACAAUUCUCAGUAUAAAAGCUUUUUAUUUUAUCUUGUUAAAAUUACAAUGC
Pocillopora meandrina is the source of this 12771-nucleotide messenger RNA. NCBI's taxonomy places the organism in Eukaryota, Metazoa, Cnidaria, Anthozoa, Scleractinia, Pocilloporidae. The record is from the annotation of a GenBank genome assembly.